This is a messenger RNA of Cucumis melo (muskmelon), 2181 nucleotides long. RefSeq names its product very-long-chain aldehyde decarbonylase CER1-like. Gene Ontology annotation, molecular function: oxidoreductase activity; iron ion binding. The transcript is spliced from 9 exons. Lineage: Eukaryota; Viridiplantae; Streptophyta; Magnoliopsida; Cucurbitales; Cucurbitaceae. The record is from RefSeq and is a predicted model, not a curated record. Bases 54 to 1961 code for a protein of 635 amino acids. Gene Ontology annotation, biological process: lipid biosynthetic process.
UAAAAAGAGAGCAGCUCUGGAAGAGAUUCAUACCAGACUUCAAAAUUUCAUUCAUGGCUUCCACUCCCGGAAUCCUCACCGAUUGGCCAUGGAAGACUCUCGGAAGCUUCAAGUAUGUGAUUUUGGCGCCAUGGGUGGUUCACAGCAUUUAUCAGUAUGUGGUGAAGGAUGAAACGGAGAGGGAUGUUUCAUCUCUUGUGAUUUUUCCAUUUCUUCUGUGGAGGAUCAUUCAUAAUCAGAUUUGGAUCUCUGUGUCUCGUUAUAGAACUGCUAAAGGCAAUGCUCGGAUUCUGGACAAGGGCAUCGAGUUCGAUCAAGUCGACAGAGAAGGAAAUUGGGACGACCAAAUAUUGUUGAAUGGAUUGCUAUUAUACAUAGUGAGCUAUGUAAUGGAGGAAGCUUCAAAACUUCCUCUAUGGAGAACAGAUGGAAUGGUUAUUAUAUUUCUGCUACAUAUUGGUCCAGUGGAGUUUCUUUAUUAUUGGCUUCACAGAGCUCUCCACCAUCAUUAUCUAUAUUCUCGCUAUCAUUCUCACCACCAUUCCUCCAUUGUUACUCAGCCAAUCACUUCUGUGAUACAUCCAUUUGUAGAGGAAUUGGCAUACUUUGGUCUGUUUGCAAUACCGAUUAUGACGGCAGUGUUUAGUGGAACAAUGUCGGUGGCAGCAUAUGUUGUUUACAUUACUUACAUUGACUUCAUGAACAAUAUGGGACAUUGCAACUUCGAGUUCAUCCCCAAUCGCCUCUUCACCAUUUUUCCUCCUCUCAAGUUCCUCAUCUAUACUCCAUCGUUUCAUUCAUUACAUCACACGAAAUUUCGAACCAACUACUCCCUUUUCAUGCCGUUUUACGAUUACAUCUACGCCACCUUCGACAAAUCUUCAGAUACUCUUUACAAAGAAUCUCUUAGAAAGGAAGAAGACGUUGUUGACGUGGUCCAUCUGACUCAUCUCACAUCUCCCGAAUCCAUCUACCAUCUACGGUUAGGAUUUGCCACGCUGGCAUCCAGGCCCCACACCUCCACGUGGUAUCUGUGGCUGCUCUACCCCAUCACCCUCGUGUCCAUGCUGCUUACGUGGAUUUAUGGUCGUACUUUUGUUGUCGAGAGGAACCAAACUAAUGAGCUCAAUAUGCAAACCUGGAUGAUCCCCAAGUAUAAAUUUCAGUUCUUGCUUCAAUGGGAACCAAUAAACAGAUUGAUUGAAGAAGCCAUAAUCAAGGCAGAUCAAAAAGGUUGCAAAGUUCUUACUUUAGGCCUCUUGAAUCAGGGAGAUGAGCUGAACAAACAUGGAGCAAUAUAUGUAGAAAGAAACCCUAAAUUAAAAGUGAGGGUUGUGGAUGGGAAUAGCUUGGCUGUGGCUGUAGUGCUCAAUAAUAUUCCCAAAUUUGCAACACAAGUUCUUCUCAUUGGAAAAGUUACAAAAUUGGCCUGUGCAAUUUAUCAUUCCCUUUCCAAAAGAGGCAUUCAAAUUGUUGUUUUGAAUGAACAAAAUUACAAAAAGCUCAUCAACAGAAAACCUUCUAAUAAUAAUAAUGCCAACAUCAUCAACAACAACAACAACAACAACUUUGAAGAAGCCACUCUUCUCCUCUCAACUGCCUCUUCUCAAAAUAUAUGGUUGGUGGGAGAUGGAAUUAGAGAUGAAGAACAACUAAAGGCUCCAAAAGGAACAACUUUCAUUCCAUUUUCUCAAUUCCCUCCAAAGAUUUUACGUAAAGACUGCUUUUACCAUUACACCCCUGCAUUGAAGGUUCCUUCUUCCCUUCAAAAUCUUCAUUCUUGUGAGAAUUGGCUGCCGAGACGAGUGAUGAGUGCAUGGCGUGUUGCGGGCAUCGUGCAUGCAAUGGAAGGGUGGACGGAGCACGAGUGCGGUGAUGCUAUAUUCGAUGUCGAACAGGUCUGGCUAGCGAGCCUUCGACAUGGUUUUCAGCCUUUGGAAAUGCCAGCUACUACUGCCUAAUGAUGAAUCCAUGCGGUUUCAAGUUUUAUGUAUUAUGUCUAGCCAUGAUAUUUCUUCUUUGUAAUAGCUAUGCGAUUUCUGACGAAGUUUUUGUCAAGAAAAUAUAUAGUCGGGUCAGCAAGUGCACCGACAUGUCAAGUAGGGUUUUUGGUGAAGUUAAAUCAAAAGAAAAUGAAUCCAUGGCCAAUUUAAAAGAAAUAGCAUUGAUACUUUUGGUCUU